AGGCUACAGGCCCUGUCCACUUCCGCUGCCUCUAAGGACUUGUAUGGCAGAUUCGACAGAAAUUUCUACGUACGUGAUGUAAAAUCAGACUCUAAAUCCAAAUUCAUUGAUCAUAUUUGGUCGUAUGAUGCCUCGAAGUCAUCGAUAAAUUGGUAUUGUUUUGUUGUUGAGACGCUGGAGACAUGGACGGACUGAAAGCAGCUGGUUCUGUGUUUAUGUGUCGGCUGUGCAACCUCUUCUCUCCCAGUCGCUCUCAGCUGCUGGCCCAUUGCUCCCAGCUGCACCCCCAGCAGGAGCCUCCUGAUGACAUCAUCGUUGCACUGCAGCCCCUUGUAGGAGAGCCUGUGCAGACGCUGGCAGAGAGCCCAGUGAAGCGAAAACGAGGACGACCGAAAGGCUCUACGAAGAAGACACGCCCGGAUUUGACAGAGGGCAAGGCUAACUCCACCCGUUCUACAGAGGAUGCUGUUCAAAGAAAAGAAGACGGGAAUAAGGAGGAAGGCAACAGACAAUGUAGCUUGAUAGAAGGAGAAAGCCAUGACAGGAUAUUAGGGCUGGAAUGUAGAGUGUGUCAUCGCUCAUUCAGCAACAGAAGACAGAUCCUCAAACACAUCUGCCUGAGAGAAGAGGAAGAAGAGGAGGACGAAGAGGAAAAUGGGAGCAUCUGUGGUGGAGCAGGAGCUGAGUGUUCUGGGAGUGUGGAUCCUGGGGGAGCAGAUCUGAACCAGAUGCAACAAAAUUCAGCAAGACCAGGAGUUGUGAGAGAAAAGGACGUUGGCAGCUUGAAACCCCAGAGAACCAACCGAAGCCGCAUCUCCAAAGAAGGAGGGCUAGCAACGGGAAACAAAAAGUCGGUCAUCAGUGUUGUUCUGACAGAAGAUAAAACACUUCCAGGUGUUUCUAAGAUGGUUCCAGUAGAGGAUAGUUCAGCAGAAACAGAGUCUGUAGCCAUCCAAGCUCCACCUCAGCAGUCUGCAGUCUUUCAGAGUCAGUCGAAAAGCCUUACAAGUGACGUGACUACCUGCGAAGGUAACACUAAAACAGAUCAGGAGCAAAGUUCUGAUCCGACCUCCUCAACAACAACAGCAAGCAGAGGCUUCCAGGAAUAUUCUAUCAAGCAAAAUGCUACCAGUUUACUUCAGAGCCAGUUGAAGAUUUUCGCCUGUGAGUUCUGUAAUAAGAUCUUUAAAUUCAGACACUCACUGGUGGCACACCUCAGGACACACACGCAGGAGAAACCGUUCCAGUGUCCACACUGUGACUACGCGUCAGCCAUCAAAGCCAACCUGAAUGUUCACUUGAGGAAGCACACAGGAGAGAAGUUCAGCUGUCAGCACUGUCCUUUCAACUGCCUCAGCCCAGGACACCUCAAGGUCCACAUAGAGCGAGUCCAUCUCAAAGUGAAGCAGCACUGCAGCUUCUGUGAGAAAAAAUACUCUGAUGUGAAGAACCUGCUGAAACACAUGGAAAAACGACAUAACCUGAAAGACCCUGCUGUCCACCAGAGUUACCAACAACUCAGGUUAAAAACUCGUCAGGGCCUCAGACAGCUCCUUUACCACUGUCCCACCUGUAAUCGACGCUUUAAGAACCAGCUCGAGCGGGAGCGCCACCUCUUGGUCCACGGACCCCAGCGUCCCUUCGCCUGCCACCUCUGUGACCAUGCUGCAACCAAGAUGGCCGCUCUCGCUGCUCACGUCAGAAAGCACCUCUUCCUGUAUGUGUGCUGUGUGUGUGAUGGAAAGUUUGUCAGCUCUCAGAGGCUGGAGGGUCACUUGAAAGAGUCUCACACGGAGCUGGACCAGGAGCAGGUCUUCACGGACUGUAUCAACAACAGCUACUAUCUGAUGCAGCCUGAAGGAGGCAUGUGGGGGGAUGAGGAGAGAGAAGAUCCCGAGGAAGGGAUGAAGGAAGAGCACAGGAUAGAGCAGGAGAAUGAAGAGGAGAGGACAAGAGAGGAGGGUGGUAAAAAUGAUGUUGGGGGAGAGGAGCACCUGGAAUUAGCAGCAAGUAAAGAUAGGGAGCAGGGGGAAGAGGGAGAAGGAGUUAAAUCUCAGGGUGAAAGUGCAGAAGAGUUACAGGUGAUAAAUGGAGUAACAGGGAAAGGUUCACAGCAAGGCUCUCAAGAAGUGCUCCAUGAAGCGAUUUCCAUGGAGACCACAACUCCCUCUGACAGACGUGAUGAAGCAACAGCUGAGGAGAAAUCACAGGACGGCACAGACUCACACCCCCCUGAAGCUGAAGAAAAUACACAGACUUUUGUAUCAGCAGGGAUCAAUCACACCCCUCUCUUGGACGCCAGGACUCAAGAAAACACACACCCAGCUCCACCCAAAAAUUCACUCACAUCUUCGUCCUCAGGAAAUACAGACUCGUGUGAUUUGGAUGGACACACACAUUUGUCAUCAACACCUCCAGACGAUAGACAAACUCCACAAUCAGAAAGGAAUGCGUUUCAGCAGGUGUUCUCAUCUCUUCAAAAGACUCGGCUUAAUAUGGAGUCUUUCCAACGGCUCAGGAAAAUUUACGGAGACCUGGAAUGUCAAUACUGUGGUAAACUGUUCUGGUACAAAGUCCACUAUAACGUCCAUGUACGCACACACACUAAGGAGCACUCACAUUACUGUUCAAAGUGUAGUUACUCUUCCAUCACAAAAAGCUCUUUAAAGCGGCACCAGAUCCAGAAGCACAGCGGCUUGUUGCUGCCUUGUUCGAAUCCCGGCUGUAAAUACACCACAUCAGACAAAUACAAACUUCAAGCCCAUUUAAGGACACAUCAGGAACAGGGGAAGAGCGUGACUUGUCCUGUCUGCCAGCACAGCUAUCCAGAGCACAGACUAAAACACCACAUCAAAACAUCUCACCCUGGACUGACGGUGCAGCGCGCAGAGAAGUGCCCAUACUGUGACUCCUACUUCCUAAAGAACAGCAGCGAUUUUCAGCGACACAUCUGGGCCCACCAAGGUUUGAAGCCAUACGUCUGCAAUGUGUGUGACUAUGCAGGCCGCAGCAGGAGUAACUUGAAGACUCAUAUGAACCGACACAACACAGAGAGACGUCACCUCUGUGAUCUGUGUGGUAAAAAGUUCAAAUCUAAAGUCACGCUGAAAAGCCACAGACUGAGCCACACUGAUGAAGGGAAACGGUUUCACUGUUCGGAGUGUGACUUCACCUCGGUCUCUAAACCCUCUUUGCUUAGACACAUGGAGCAGCAUGCCGAGUUCAAGCCAUUUCGCUGUGCCCACUGCCACUACUCCUGUAACAUCGCUGGGCCCCUGAAGCGACACUACAACAUGAAACACCCAGAUCAGAAAUAUCACAAUGCCGGACCUGGACUGCCUAACCCUGAAGCUCUGAAACAGCAAGGUGGUGUGAAGUGUCCUGAAUGUGAAUUUGUUUAUGGCACCAAAUGGGAGUUGAACCGACACCUGAAGAGCAAACACAGCCUAAAAGUGGUGGAAGGCACCUGGGAGGUGGGGGAGGCAGUAGAAGCCCAGUAUGUUCCUGUGGAGGAUGAAGAGCAGCUGACAGAAUCACCUGUAUCAGCUCUGCAGGACAAUGUUAAUAUCCAGCAAAUCACAGAAUUCAGUUCAGAGACUCAUGACGCCAUCACCUCCAUGGUUGCCAUGGCUCCAGGCACUGUUACCGUGGUACAACAGUUGCAGGUGGCAGAUGAGCAGGAAGUCGGUAACUGCAGUAACCAGCUGAUGGUGGUGAACGCAGACGGCGGUCUAACCGGCGACCAGGUGAUGGUGGUGGAGGAGGCACACGGCCUGGAGGCUCUGACAGUCCUCACUCAGGGAGAAAACACUCACCACUACAUCGUCUAUGUCCAGGAACACACUGUAGAAAUCAACUAGUACUGCUAGAACUUUAACAUAAGACUGCUGAUCAGUCAGUAGAUGAGUUUACAAAAGUAAAAUAAAAUACCAAUAAGCAAUAAAAUCAGGAUUUAGUGAAUGUUGACCUGUCAUCAUAAGGAGUAUUCUUCAAAUGUAUUUUUAGUCAUGUAGUAAUUAUGAAAAAUAUAAGUGCAAUACUUGAUUGUGUGAUUAUGUGACAUAUUUUGUACUUACAAAGUAUAUUUAAAUAAAAAAAAACCUGUCCAGCA
Larimichthys crocea (large yellow croaker) is the source of this 4111-nucleotide messenger RNA. RefSeq names its product zinc finger and AT hook domain containing (gene zfat). Gene Ontology annotation, biological process: regulation of transcription by RNA polymerase II. The record is from RefSeq and is a predicted model, not a curated record. Gene Ontology annotation, molecular function: RNA polymerase II cis-regulatory region sequence-specific DNA binding; DNA-binding transcription activator activity, RNA polymerase II-specific. Gene Ontology annotation, cellular component: nucleus. The transcript has 24 exons. NCBI's taxonomy places the organism in Eukaryota, Metazoa, Chordata, Actinopteri, Sciaenidae. The coding region runs from base 183 to 3860 and encodes 1225 amino acids.